This is a messenger RNA of Nanorana parkeri, 364 nucleotides long. It is a transcript of the gene CDPF1, whose product is annotated as cysteine rich DPF motif domain containing 1. The record is from RefSeq and is a predicted model, not a curated record. NCBI's taxonomy places the organism in Eukaryota, Metazoa, Chordata, Amphibia, Anura, Dicroglossidae. The transcript is spliced from 3 exons. The coding region runs from base 1 to 342 and encodes 113 amino acids.
AUGGAUCUGGGUGAAUCACAUCCUCCUAAAGGAAUAUUUAAAUGUCACCUGUGCGGACUAUCGGUUCCAUAUACUUACUUUGGCCAAAGGCCGCCAAGUGCGCACUCUGUAAUACUUUUGGAAGAAUGUUAUGUUAUGAUGGAUCCCUUCACUCCCGAGAAAGACAAAUUUCUGAUUCUGGGUUCCACCUGUAGCUUAUGUAAGCAAGUGGUCUGCGUUGACACGGAAUGUAGCAUCUUCUACUCCAAACGAUUCUGCCUGCCUUGUGUUACAAAGAACAAAAGUGAAUUUCCUCUUGAAAUCCGGCAAGAUUUGGAGAAGAGAAAGACCCAGGCGAAGUGACAAGGCCGAGCUGCUUAGUUGU